Molecule: messenger RNA, 1311 nt
Organism: Suillus plorans
Lineage: Eukaryota; Fungi; Basidiomycota; Agaricomycetes; Boletales; Suillaceae
Exons: 3
Coding region: 1-1311 (436 amino acids)
Biological process (GO): mitochondrial respiratory chain complex III assembly
Cellular component (GO): mitochondrion
Source: RefSeq, a predicted model, not a curated record
AUGUCUUCACAACUUCUCGUUCGUCAUGCUGUUGGUUCAGCGCGCCAAGCCAGGGCGUAUGACCGAGUCAGAUCAGAUUUCUCUGUAAAAUUGCAUAGAAAUGUGCGCGUGAUUUCAUCUUCAGCGACGCGCUCGGCGGCGGCUGCACCGAAACUGAAACCGACACCGACCUCAGCGCCUCCCCCUCCAUCUUUCGAGUCUGCGCCACAGCGAGAGCAAUCAUGGUUGACCACGAAAGUCAAGGCGUCUCCACUCCUUUUCUCAAUAUUCCUCUCUGCAGCACGUAUUCUCGGCUAUGGCUCGCCGCAACAGUUUGCUAAUCGGCGCACUCUGCUCUUAUAUAACACUCUAUGUGCUACGCGUGCCGAUGAAGCGUCUGCAUUUUGGAGAGAAGAAUACGCUCUUCCGCCAACUUUCCAGUCCUGGUUUACGAUCACAAACCUGCAUGUCUGGCUGCUCACUGUCCGACUCCGUGCUCUCCCUGCACCACACGGGAUACAGCAUGUGCAAGGGCUCAUUGACCAUUUCUUUCAGGACGUCGAGGAACGCUUGCGCGCUGUCCUUCAACCAGGCGUCCUACCUCCUCGUUCUUUAUCGCCAAAGCUAUUAGGCACUACCGAGGAUGGUUCACACUAUCCACACAGUUCUUUUUACACUACGCCCGCCGCCCUCGCGCCCAAAAGUACCUUUCCUUCGAAUAAAGCAUACCAAGAGGCCGUAAAACUUCAGAAACGCUCUCGUGCACCAGAAAAAUUGAUCACCAGGCAGAUGAAAAUUCUAAAAGAGCAAUGGGCCGGGAUGGGAAUGAGUUUGGACCUUGGCCUCGUAAGGGGCGAUGCUGAGAUGGCUGCGGCAGUCUGGAGAAAUUUGUUAGGUGCACGGGGUGCAAGUGGGAUUGCGUUGGACCACGAGGCCAACGGUAGCGGUUAUCGGAGAGCGGUUAACCUAGUUGGUGGACUUGUCGAGGACGUGAGAAAGGUGGACGUAGAUAAAGAAGAGUUCAAGGACGAUAACAGCGGUGUGCAUGACUUUGCUCCUUCGGAAAAUGACCGUGCAGUACCCACCCGUGGCACUUGUGCUAAGGCAUCCCUCAUCUUGUGUUCAUAUUAUUUCUUGCUAAUCGUCACUUACCCCAGAUAUAUCGGUUAUCCAGAGCUUAUGGUCACACUUGUCUCCUACAUCCGCCGUGAGAUUGUGAGACUGGAGCGUCUCGACGACAGUGCCAUCAUGGGGCCACGGCGUGUCGGACGUGAGGGUGAAGGUGUCCAGAACUUAAGAUGGGGAGAAAUCGACAACGCUAUACGGAGGUAA